Molecule: messenger RNA, 1939 nt
Organism: Colius striatus (speckled mousebird)
Lineage: Eukaryota; Metazoa; Chordata; Aves; Coliiformes; Coliidae
Gene: ADAT2
Product: adenosine deaminase tRNA specific 2
Exons: 6
Coding region: 29-565 (178 amino acids)
Biological process (GO): tRNA wobble adenosine to inosine editing
Cellular component (GO): cytoplasm; nucleus
Molecular function (GO): tRNA-specific adenosine-34 deaminase activity; zinc ion binding
Source: RefSeq, a predicted model, not a curated record
CGCCGCCCGCGCCCCGCCGGUGCCGGCCAUGGCGGCGGAGGAAGAGGAGGCGGCGGCGGCGGCCUGGAUGGACCAGGCCCUGGACGUGGCUAAAGAGACGCUGGAGAAGGGGGAGGUUCCCGUCGGUUGCCUCCUGGUGUACAACGGCGAGGUCAUAGGGCGAGGGGGGAACGAGGUCAACGAGACGAAGAACGCUACUCGUCACGCAGAAAUGGUGGUAAUCGAUCAGGUCCUUGACUGGUGCAAGGAACAGAACAGAGAUUAUACAGAAGUGUUUGCACAGUCGGUGUUGUACGUGACUGUAGAGCCUUGUAUCAUGUGUGCAGCGGCCGUGCGAUUGAUGAAAAUUCCACGGGUCGUAUAUGGCUGUCGAAAUGAGCGUUUUGGAGGCUGUGGCUCAGUUUUGAGCAUCUCUUCUGACGAUAUGGUAGACACAGGAGAACCAUUUCAAUGCACUUCUGGGUAUCGCGCCAAAGAAGCCGUGGAAUUGUUAAAAGCUUUCUACAGACAAGAAAAUCCCAAUGCACCAAAAUCAAAAGUACGGAAAAAGAACAAUCGGAAUUAGCCCCACACUGGCAGGAGACAGCAACUUACCAAAAAAUGAUACGUGAAGGUUUCUUCAGCAUCCUUCUUUCUUAAAAUGUGCAGGCCAAUGAAACCAUGUCUAAUGUUCUGUUAUUACUAAUAAGAUACUUCUUGUUCCUGUAUUUCUGUGUAUGUGAUUGCUUGUUACCAUACAUGAUGUAACACAAGUGUAAGUGGCUGGUUUUAGAAAGAGGGACAUUUAUGAUUCAAGUUCACUGGUUGACAGCCAGAUGAAUCCACUGAAAUGAUGCCAUUCCAUACAGUAUGUUCUAGAAUAUUUUCUUUCCUUCUAUCUGUGGAGAAGUGUCGUGCUUUUCAACAGCAAGUGUUUACUUAGGCAAGUAAGUCCCUUGGAAGAUUAAGUUUGUGAGACCUUCACGGUCCUCCUGUGUAUAUUUAAUCAAAAGGCAAGCUAGAACAUAAGAGGUUCCAAACAAACAAAAGGAAGAGCUUCAGUGUGGGGCUGACAGAGCAUUGGAACGGGCUGCCCAGAUGAGUUAUUGAAUCUUCUCUGGAGACAUUCAAAACCCAUCUGGAUGGAAUUCCUGUGUGAUCUACUCUAGGUGGUCCUGCUCUGGCAGGGGAGUUGGACUAGAUGAUCUUUUGAGGUCCCUUCCAACCCUUAAGAAUCUGCGAUUCUGUGAAUUGUACAGUCCUUGAAGACUGUACUAUUGUAAUGGUUCUUCAUGGUUUUUACACUCCCUCUGGCACAAGCCAAAUUUUCAGGCAUAACUUCUGAAAGUCACAUACAAAUGGAGGCAGGUAGAUGUGCAGAAUCACACCUUUCUGUCUGUAUGUGCUAUUGCUUAACAAGCUUUAGGAAGCCUCACUUGGAUGCACAGUAUCUUCAUAUCAAGUUGGAGAGAAACUCUACAACUCUUUGGACGGUCCACUCCUCUCGUGAAUGUUAGCAUAAGAAAUGCUUUAUUGUUAAGAAUGUGCCAAGAAAUUGUUCUCAGCUACUAAAUUACAGCAACUGAGAUGGGCAGAUACAUGUGAAAGCCAGGAAAUGAAAUUGGCAAUAGUAUGAAGAAAAUACAUUUGAGAUACUUAUCUUUUUGUAGCAUUGGCUAGCUUCAUCGUUUCUGUGUACUUUGCCUGGCCAUGCAGUACUGGAUGAUCCAGAAGAGGGCCUUAUAGUUCCACUAAUGAAUUAAGAAUACAAAUACAGUUCAGUCUUGAUUACAUACCUCUUAGUGGAUACUCAAGCAUGAAACUCUGCACUUAAUUCAGCUGGCUUUCAGGAACUUGAGAAGUGCCCUAACUUUUUAGGUUUUUUAAUGUAAAAGAGUGGUUAGAAUUCUGUGAUUAUAAAAACUGAAUACAAUUAAACCUUUUUGAUAUUUCAAAUAAA